AUGAUGAAACCCGAUCAUUUCGAUAAAUUUGGGGCGUCUAUCAAAACGGCUAACAGGCUGCGAACCACCCUGAAGAGUGCGCCACUCAUGCAAUCAGUCCGAUUCCACGGACCCGGAGAUAUUCGUCUUGAUCAAGUGGAAGAGCCAGUAUGCGGCAAGGGCCAAGUCAAGAUGAAACCCGCUUAUGCAUAUAGGGUUUGGUGGCGGCAUGUCACGAAAGAUCGUAGCAUCAGCCACACAGUUCUAUCCAAUCCCGAUAAAAUUUCCCUCGAAGUCGCCGCACUCAUUGAACCCCUCGCAGUAUCCUGGCACGCCGUGGAUAUUUCACCCUUCAAACCGGGUGACUCAGUACUUAUAGUUGGCGGCGGUCCAAUCGGGAUCGGCAUCGUGCAGGUCCUGAAACUGCAAGGCGCAAAGCGAAUAAUGGUAGCAGAGCUUAUGGAGAAUCGAAAAAGGCUAUGCGGCGAGUACGGCGCAACGAACAUUCUUGAUCCACGCGAGGUGGAAAUCGCAUCGCGGGUACGCGAACUUACGGGCGGGGUUGGGGCUGAUAUGAUCUUUGAUGCGGCAGGCGUGGAUAAGGCACUUCUAGAUGCCAUCCCGGCCUGUCGCACCCAGGGUACUAUUGUUAAUGUUGCAGUUUGGAAGAAGAAUCCUACUAUUCCGGUGAACCAGGUGAUGCAUAAUAGAAUGCGAUAUAUGGGCGCUGCACUUUAUGAUGAGAUGUCCUUUUUGGAUGUCAUUCGGGCAAUUAGCCAUGGUCACCUUAGGCCGGAAAAUAUGAUCACCGCAACAAUUCCGCUAGAUCAAGUGGUGGCUGGGGGGGGGGCGGGGUUCAAGGCACUCCUUGAGUACCGAGACCAGCACUGCAAGAUACUCGUUGAUGUACAAGCAUGA
Messenger RNA from Penicillium malachiteum, 897 nucleotides. RefSeq lists its product as uncharacterized. The transcript has 4 exons. The record is from RefSeq and is a predicted model, not a curated record. Bases 1 to 897 code for a protein of 298 amino acids. NCBI's taxonomy places the organism in Eukaryota, Fungi, Ascomycota, Eurotiomycetes, Eurotiales, Aspergillaceae.